Molecule: messenger RNA, 1870 nt
Organism: Cajanus cajan (pigeon pea)
Lineage: Eukaryota; Viridiplantae; Streptophyta; Magnoliopsida; Fabales; Fabaceae
Product: putative protein phosphatase 2C 80
Biological process (GO): protein dephosphorylation
Cellular component (GO): chloroplast
Molecular function (GO): protein serine/threonine phosphatase activity
Source: RefSeq, a predicted model, not a curated record
AGAGAAGUAGGAAUUUGAUAGCGUUAAACUUAAACUGUGUCCCCACGCUUUUUAGGUUUUUUGUGGAGCUGGUCUCAAGUUACACACCCACAGGCCACAGCAGAAGACUCAAAAAGCGCCGAAAAUUUUCAACAUAAUUGCGCGCUUUCAUAACCGAUUAUGGGUGCGGUUCGUUUCUCUUUCUCGUGAAGCAAGGUUUGGUGGGGGGUAGAAAAGGAAUGAGUUUUUUUAAUUCAAAUCACACCCAAAGUUUAACAUUCUUCUUAAAGGGGGAAACUGAAUUAAGGGCAUUUUGCAUAAGGGAUUAAGAUGAUACCUGGCAUUCUCUCAAGGCUGAAUGCCACCAUUUACUGUCGUAUUCGGGAAGCAAUAAUAACACGGCAACAGGGAGUGCCAAUAUCCUUGUAUAGGAAUUCAGCUCUGUCUCUUUCUUCACUCCAUUCAGCUUCCUUUUUGCCCUGUUCCACUCCAUGCUCUUCAGCACUCAACACAAAAUCAAUGGCUACUGCCUCGCAUUCCAAUGCUCUGCUGGGAGAUGUUUAUGUUGAUGGAUUAAUCUCAAGAUGUGGCAGUGUGCUAGACUACACAAAGCCUUCUGUUGUGUACUGCAAUGACAGAACCCAUAGAGGUGGCCUGAGAGCUAGUGUGAAUCUAAGGAGAUCACAACCUUUGUAUGGUUCUUUGAGUUGUGGAUGUUCCUCUUUGGAUGUUAAUCGGCGGAUCCGGGGUUUGAGUUUGCUUCCUGGGUCGUGGCUCAGGAAUUUUUCUACAUCUUCUUCUGCUUCCUGUCCAGCUGGGGCAGCACAGGAUGUCUCAUUUGGUGGCAGCACUCCUGAUGAACAGCUUGCAAGUUCCUCUUAUUCGUCUGAUCUAACUACUGUUGGUGGCAAGAUCUUGAAGAUGAUUUCAGGAUCUUGUUACCUACCGCAUCCAGAUAAGGAGGAGACUGGAGGAGAGGAUGCUCAUUUUAUUUGCACAGAUGAACAAGCAAUUGGUGUUGCUGAUGGUGUAGGUGGCUGGGCAGAUGUUGGUGUUAAUGCAGGACUGUUUUCCCGGGAACUUGUAUCCAAUUCAGUGAGAGCAAUUCAAGAGGAGCCCAAAGGUUCUUUUAAUCCAACAAGGGUGUUAGAGAAGGCUCACUCAAAUACAAAGGCCAAGGGUUCAUCAACAGCUUGUAUCGUUGCCCUUACUGACAAGGGACUACAUGCUAUUAACUUGGGUGACAGCGGAUUCAUUGUGGUUAGAGAUGGAUGCACCAUUUUCCAGUCCCCUGUUCAACAGCACGACUUCAAUUUCACAUAUCAGUUGGAGAGUGGCAAUGGUGCGGAUCUACCCAGCUCUGGUGAGGUUUUUAGCAUACCUGUUGCUUCAGGAGAUGUGAUCAUUGCUGGAACAGAUGGCUUAUUUGACAACUUGUACAAUAGUGAGAUCACUGCAGUUGUUGUGCAUGCAAUCAGGGAUGGACUGGAGCCACAAGUAACUGCUCAGAAGAUAGCAGCACUGGCUCGACAGCGAGCACUGGACAAGAGUAGGCCAACACCAUUUUCUACUGCUGCUCAGGAGGCUGGAUUCCGUUAUUAUGGUGGCAAACUUGAUGACAUAACUGUUGUUGUGUCAUACAUAUCCGACUAAAAGUCUGUAUGGAUAAAGUCUAGAAGAAUUUUUAAGAAUUUUAUUAAAAAUAAAAUUUAUUUUUUAGUAGAGUAGUUCUUUAUGCUUAUAUCCAAACGUCAGAGUGAGUUUUGGGCCAUCUUCACUUUGUAUAUUCAUAUCUGUGCUACAUGUGCUGUUAGGCUUGCCUAUCACUUUUUAAACCGAAUGAACUCAUUUGUAACAUGUUCUCUCAAACUUGAGCUGUCAAUUUUGUCAU